UGUGAAUCAGAGCGUCCUUCCGGACGGUCCAAUCACAGCGCAGACCUCUCGGAGCUCGCGACCACUGCGCACGCUCCUCCCACAGUCGCUGUCCAAGUUAACGUAGAGACGGAACAUUUUUAACGUCAAAGAUGACGACUUCGUGGAGUGACCGCCUGCAGAACUGUGCCGAACUCCCGGCCAACAUGGACGGCAUUGCAAUGAAGAAGUAUCGACGCGAAGCUCACCACAGCUUUCCGAGGGAUCUGGCUCAUCCUGCAAUGAGGGUGUUUGUCAAUCGAAGCUUGGCCAUGGAAAAAAUCAAGUGCUUUGGAUUUGACAUGGAUUAUACUCUUGCUGUGUAUAAAUCUCCAGAGUACGAGUCACUGGGAUUUGACUUGACCGUUGAGCGUCUGGUAUCCAUCGGUUACCCCCAAGAGUUGCUCAACUUUGUCUAUGAUCCCUCCUUCCCCACCAGAGGUCUGGUGUUUGACACCAUGUUUGGCAACCUGCUAAAAGUGGAUGCCUAUGGGAACAUUCUGGUGUGUGCACACGGGUUCAACUUCUUGAGGGGACCUGAGAUCAGAGAGAUGUAUCCCAACAAAUUCAUCCAGCGUGGAGAUACCGACCGCUUCUACAUCCUGAACACACUCUUUAACCUGCCAGAAACGUACCUCUUCGCUUGUUUGGUGGAUUUCUUUACUAACUGUCCCAGAUAUGCAAGUUGUGAAUCUGGCUUCAAAGACGGCGACCUCUUCAUGUCGUACAAGAGCAUGUUCCAGGACGUGAGAGAUGCUGUGGACUGGGUUCACUUCAAGGGAUCCUUGAAAGAGAAGACGGUUGAGAACCUGGAGAAGUAUGUGGUAAAGGAUCCGAAGCUCCCUCUGCUCCUCAGCCGCAUGAACGAAGUGGCUAAAGUAUUUCUGGCCACUAACAGUGAUUAUAAAUACACUGAGAAAAUCAUGACCUACCUGUUUGACUUUCCUCAUGGACCAAAGCCGGGAACACCUCACCGGCCCUGGAAGUCCUACUUUGGCCUGAUCCUGGUAGACGCCCGCAAGCCCGUGUUCUUUGCGGAAGGUACAGUUCUGCGGCAAGUCGACACUACCACGGGUCGACUGAAGAUCGGCACCUACACCGGACCGCUCCAGCACGGCAUCGUGUACUCUGGAGGAUCCUCAGACAUCGUUUGCGACUUGCUGGGUGCUAAAGGAAAGGACAUCGUCUACAUUGGAGACCACAUUUUUGGAGACAUUCUCAAGUCCAAGAAGCGCCAGGGCUGGAGAACGUUCCUGGUCAUACCUGAGCUGGCCCAGGAGCUUCAUGUGUGGACUGACAAGAGCGCCAUCUUUGAGGAACUUCAGUCACUUGACUGCUUUCUCGCAGAUCUUUACAAGCAUUUGGACAGCAGUAGUAAUGAAAGACCUGACAUCAGCUCACUGCAGAGGCGCAUCAAGAAAGUAACCCAUGACAUGGACAUGUGCUACGGCAUGAUGGGAAGUCUAUUUCGCAGUGGAUCCCGGCAGACACUGUUUGCCUCCCAGGUGAUGCGAUACGCCGACCUGUACGCUGCCUCUUUCAUCAACCUGCUCUACUACCCCUUCAGCUAUCUGUUCAGGGCUGCACAUGUGCUGAUGCCUCACGAGUCGACGGUGGAGCACUCGCACGUCAACCUGAUAGACACGGAGUCGCCGCUCGCCACCCGCAACCGCCGAGACUUUGACGUCAAAGAAAUGGAGAUCAAGCGGCACCAGCUCACUCGAUCCAUCAGCGAGAUCCAGCCGCCUCACCUGUUCCCACAGGCUCCACAGGAGAUCACCCACUGCCACGACGAGGAUGACGACGAGGAGGAGGAGGAAGAGGAGGAGUGAAAGGAAGCAGAUAGAUGAGCCUUAUCUCUGUUGCACAUUUUAUUCGAUUGUUCAAAGCGUAACGUUUUUGUCUAACUUUCAAGCGGCUGAUUGGAUAUUAAGCUUUAGAAAAUCACGUCCAGGUUUGCUGGUUUGACCAGGAUCAUGAAGCCAGUUUGGAUCUAGUUGUUCUUAGCAAAGGAUUCAGGCAUGAACGGUGUGUGUGUGUGUGUUUGCGUGUGUGUGUGUGUGGGCGUCCUGCUGGUUUCUGCCCAGCCAUCAGCUUCUCCACUCAGUCGGAGCUCUUUUUCUUGCUGCCAUUUUGCUCUUUUGUUUUUGUUUUGUUUUCCUGCAGCUUUAUGCACAAGACUGUCAGUCUGUACACGAAGGCAAAGAAGAAGCUUUAAACUAUGUGCUCAUUUAAAUAUGUGGCAGAUUUACAAAUUGUAUUAUGUAAAAGGCAGACCAAUCAGCCACACCAUUAAAACCAUCGCAACUGCUGGACUGUCAGACAAAUGCUGGUGAUGGACAUCUUUAUCAGUCUGAGGGUUUUCAUCUCGUGGGCGGUUAGUGUAACAAAACAUUUGUGUGAAAACAUUAAAAAAAAAAAACUAUAUGUACUCGUAAAAGCUCCAGGCAGAGACCUGAGCAGCUUUGAGCCGGUUGUUAAAUGGUUAAACAGCAGAACAUGUUACCAGCUCCCACUUCCUCACAAGCUGCUGCUGUUACCACAUCUCAAACCACGUCAGAUGGUCAGGAUGUGGUCAGAUUGUGCAGCUGUACAGAGAAGCCUGUAAACAUCCGUCAACUAAUUCUGCAGAGGUACUGUGGGUUUUGCUGGAUGGACUGAUUCAAUAUUCUAGCUUAGACCAACUUUAACAAGUUUAUCUAAAUAACCCUUCAGUUAACCAAAGAUUUACUCGUCAGAAUAAUCUGAACCUCGUGGGUCAAAUUUCAGUUUCCCUUUUUUGACUGAUUUGAGUCUGUUCCUCAUCUAGAUCCACGGUACGACAAGAACACAGACCAGCCUUCAGAGGUGGUUUUUUUGUUUGUUUUUUUGUCUUCCUGCUGUGAGAAGUUAUUAGAAGAAGAGAGACCACAGCGUUCCUUCCUCUAACUUUCUUCGUGUACACCUGCCUGUUUAGAAAAUGGCUCACAUUGAGUCUUUUUCCCUCAGCAACAAAGUUUGGUAGCACUUUAUUUGACAGGAUGUGCAUAAGGCUGACAUGACACUGUCAUAAACAUGACAUAACAUCUGUAAUGAACAUGAAUGUCUUUAUGAAUGUAUGACUGUUGUCAUGAAGCGUCAUUCAGUAAAUAAUGACACUUUUAAUGCAAAGUUGCUCUAAAGGUUGCAUUAGCAGUCCAUUAAAAGUGCCAACUUUGCAUUAUUUUGUAAAUAGUGACACUUCAGUGCAAAGUUGGUACUUUUAAUGGACUUCUAAUGCAACUUUUAGAGCAACUUUGCAUUAAAAGUGUCAUUAUUUACUGAAUGACACUUCAUGACAACAGUCAUAAACACUAUUAAUAAAGACUCCUUCAUGUUCAUAACAGAUGUUACGUCGUGUUUAUAACAGUGUCAUGUCAGCCUUAUGCACACCCCGUCAAAUAAAGUGUUCAUACUCAUUGUGCUAUCAUCCUGAUUUUGUUGUUCUACUCCUAGUCGACAUGAUGCGUUUACUUGUUGUAAAAAAAUUUUUUUAAACAAUCUCACAUCAUCUCUGUUGUCUGCGUGAUUUAAGCAUUUGGAUUUGUUUCGCUUAAAAAUCCAAUCUUUAUGUGAAUUUGAUUUUUUGUUGUUGUUCCCUGUGUAAAAAUAUUGAACUGUAGUCAGAAUUUUUGGAUAUUAGACUGUAAAACAAAGAAUAGGAAAUCCUGCAAUCCUUCAAUAACUGAGCUGAUAUGACAAUUUAGCUAUUAAUUAUUUUGGCCAGUAGAGGCCAAAUUAACUCCUACACAUCAGAGCAUUUGCUCCUUCAGUCAGGAGGAUUACAUGAACUGACGACCUGUGAUUCAUGUCAUUCUGAAUCCUCCUGUUGAAUCACACAGUAACACAACAUAACCCUGCAUUUGUGCUAUAAUAGACAUGUUUGCGUCGAUGUUGAUUUUCCAUGUUGGACUUGACCCGCCGCUGGACUUGAUACGGUGAACAGGGUGGACGUCUUGCAGUCUCUUGUCCCAAAAGAGCCGUUUUCUGUAACAAAAGUGUCUCUGUGGGCACCAGUGUCGUCACUGAUGCCGCCGCGGCUGCAGACAUGUUUCACGUGCUGGAAUGUUCCGUUGAUCGAAGUUCACGAAACACACCGCAGGAUAAGGAUUCAGAGUUUCAGUUUUGCUUUUAUGUUACCGAGCUGCUGGGAAACGACGUCUUCGAUAUUCAUCCAAAAGCCAAAUUUAGCCAAAUCGACGUUUGGUUGAUAAGAGCCUGCAGCCCUUCACACCUCAUGCAUGCUUUUUAUUUUUGUUUUUGCUGUGUCGUAUUCGUUGACAUUGUUUCAGUGUUGAAAUAUUUUAAUAAAGAUUCUUGCUAUAAUAAAAUGUGUGGAUUGUUUUUAAACUUAUUUGUUUAAGAUCAUUUAAAUAAAUGAAAAUAUAAUUUAUUUCAGUAGGCAGCUCCAUUAGUGACAGAUGAAAAAACAACUAAUUGUUGUUAAAUCUUAGUGAAACCACAGCAUUUAUUAUUAGGUUAUUGCAUAAUGUAAAGCAUUUUCAGCUGCAUUGUUGCUGAAAGUGUGAU
Molecule: messenger RNA, 4566 nt
Organism: Xiphophorus hellerii (green swordtail)
Lineage: Eukaryota; Metazoa; Chordata; Actinopteri; Cyprinodontiformes; Poeciliidae
Gene: nt5c2a
Product: 5'-nucleotidase, cytosolic IIa
Exons: 19
Coding region: 132-1850 (572 amino acids)
Molecular function (GO): 5'-nucleotidase activity
Source: RefSeq, a predicted model, not a curated record